AUGUCUAACAUAACUUUCCUCCCCUCGCUUGUUCUCAAGAUCUCUUUCAUUAUUUUAUUAACUAGUUUCAUUACCGAUCCAGUUGGAUUUGUUGCGACCAGCUUGUUGGGUAUCGUUGGCCUUCUUCUCUUCAGCUUUGCACGUUUCCUUGUUGAUGCCGCCAACCAAGAGAAGGCUCGUCUAGAGACUAAGCAUCGGCAGCACAGCCAGCAGCAACAAUCGCAGAGAACUUCAUUUGCUCCUUCUGGUUGUAACAAUAAAGCCUCUUUUGCCGCAAGCAGAACCGAGGCAGAACGAAGCGUAGGUCAGCAGAGGUGGGUGUGA
Molecule: messenger RNA, 324 nt
Organism: Protopolystoma xenopodis
Lineage: Eukaryota; Metazoa; Platyhelminthes; Monogenea; Polystomatidea; Polystomatidae
Source: the annotation of a GenBank genome assembly